UUCACGAUCCACUCGAAUGGUUACCUCAUAGCCAGCACUGGCCUCUGGAAUGCCGCCCCGUGAUUGGCGACGGCCUCGCCAGGUCCCCUGCCUUUCUCCUUUGACUGGGGACAUCCGCAGGCCGAAUGUAACGGCCGCUGGAUGGCGCUGGUAAACAUCCCGGUCAAAAUGACUGGUACAGGCAAUAAUGAGGCUUUCAAUAGUCGCAUGUCGAUCUAUUUUCCUUCCCCCCACCCCCUCUCAGGUGCAGGAAGUGGCGUAAGGAAUUCGGCAUUAUUUGGACUCUCCUACUGUCGGAAUGCGUGCGAGAACGCCAUUUCCGCGACGCGAUUUCUCCAUCCGUACGCAACCAAUAUGGCUAUAAAAGGGGCGCAGAAGGACCGCUGGUGGCGCGGUGUGCGCAUGAGCCCGAGGCCUUGCUUUUCUAGUCUCGCCUAUUCUUGGUCGGUCGAAAAUUCCAAUUCACAGCAGAAAUGGUCCGCGCGGGUCGGUUGGCACAGAGUGCCCUCCUUCUGUCUAGUGUCUUCGCCCAGAGGACCGUGGUUGACCUUGGAUACACGCGGUACAAGGGACAAGCUCUUCCCAAUGGCAUCGUCCAAUGGCUUGGGAUGCGCUAUGCUGCUCCUCCCGUAGGCCCGUUGCGAUUUUCCGCACCCCAGGAUCCGGAGGAGGUGGAUGGGAUUCAGGAUGCAUUCCAGCAUGGUCCGCUGUGUAUCCCGACCGAAGAGUCUGUCGUCCCUGAAGGGACGUCGGAAGACUGCCUCUUUAUCAAUGUCCAAGCUCCCCGGAAUGCAACCAAACCGCUGCCCGUGUACUUCUGGAUCGAAGGUGGUGGCUUCAACGAGGAUGCACAGGCGGACUACGACGCCUCGGGCUUGAUCCAUGCCUCCCAUAUGGGCAUCGUUGUGGUCACCUUCAACUAUCGUGUCGGUCCGUAUGGUUUCUUGUCCGGAGAGGAGAUUGAAAAACGAGGGAGUUCGAACAACGGUCUGAAAGACCAGAUCAAAGCCCUGCAGUGGGUCCAGAAACACAUCCGCAAGUUCGGUGGUGAUCCCAACCAUGUGGUUCUCGGCGGUGUCAGUGCCGGCGCUGCGUCCAUUACGCUUCUCCUCUCCGCGUAUGGCGGGAGAGACGACGGUUUAUUCCAUGCAGCCGCCGCAGAAUCCCAGAGCUUUUCCGGCAUGUUGACCGUGAACGAAAGUCAGUUUGCGUACAAUAACCUGGUGAUCCGAACUGGCUGCGCGAGCGAAGAGGAUACCCUCGCAUGCUUGCGUAACCUGGAUGUUGCGGCUCUCCAAGCUGUCAACACAAACACCCCUCUCCCCAGGGCACAAGAAGCGCCGCUCUUUAUGUACAGCCCCGUAGUUGAUGGAACGCUUGUUCCCGACUAUACAUAUCGCUUGUUCCACAAGGGGAAAUUCAUUAAGGUCCCGGUCAUCUUCGGCGACGUCACGAAUGAGGGCACUGUCUUUGCCCCCAAGAAUAUCUCGACUGUUGGUGAAGCCGAUACCUUCCUGCAGAGCCAAUUCCCCGAGAUCCAACUUCGCCACCUUGCGCGCAUCAACGCCAUGUACCUCCAGGAAAAUGAGACGCGCCAAUUUCCGGAGGCCGAGCCCUACUGGAUCCCGACCAGCAACGCAUACGGAGAAAUGCGAUAUACUUGCCCCGGAAUGGACAUGUCAUCCGUGUACGCCCAGGCCGGAGUGAAAAGCUGGAAUUACCACUUCGCCGUGCAGGACCCAGACUCGGACGCCGCUGGUGAGGGAACGGCCCACACGCACGAAGUGAACGCCAUCUGGGGUCCGCAGUAUGUGACGGAUGACAACCCCCCGGCCUCCUAUUUCACCACGAACGCGCCAAUCAUUCCGGUCAUGCAAGGCUACUGGACAAGCUUCAUCAAAACCUUCGAUCCCAACCUGCAACGUCGGCCGGGGACCCCGGAGUGGACACAAUGGGGUGAAAAUGAAGAACAUCGCCGACUCUUUAUCAGGACGGGCGAAACGGCGAUGGAGACCGCCCCCCUCGUUCAACAGAGACGAUGCGACUACCUGAUCAGCAUCGGGAUAGAUCUUGCGCAGUGAAUGCACGUCGUUGUGGAACUGCGAGAUGCUGCAGUUUGAAUGUAAAUAGUAAGUAAACAUUUAGCGGGGCAUACAGCAUUCGCGCGUACUAUAAAUAUAAAUACUUUAUUACAGGGGUUUGUUUGAAUAUAACAGCAAGUACAUU
Molecule: messenger RNA, 2226 nt
Organism: Aspergillus steynii IBT 23096
Lineage: Eukaryota; Fungi; Ascomycota; Eurotiomycetes; Eurotiales; Aspergillaceae
Product: putative triacylglycerol lipase
Exons: 3
Coding region: 474-2081 (535 amino acids)
Source: RefSeq, a predicted model, not a curated record